Fonsecaea multimorphosa CBS 102226 is the source of this 2241-nucleotide messenger RNA. RefSeq lists its product as uncharacterized. The coding region runs from base 1 to 2241 and encodes 746 amino acids. Gene Ontology annotation, biological process: nuclear-transcribed mRNA poly(A) tail shortening. Gene Ontology annotation, molecular function: protein binding; poly(A)-specific ribonuclease activity. NCBI's taxonomy places the organism in Eukaryota, Fungi, Ascomycota, Eurotiomycetes, Chaetothyriales, Herpotrichiellaceae. The transcript has 2 exons. Gene Ontology annotation, cellular component: cytoplasm; nucleus; CCR4-NOT complex. The record is from RefSeq and is a predicted model, not a curated record.
AUGGCAGAUGGUGCAUUCCGGUUCCAUCAGCCUGGAGCCGGGCAGUAUUACCCCACCCAACACACUUCGCAUCGGAAUCAGAAUCGAGUCACCUCGCCUUCUGGCGCACGGAGACCUUUCACCAACGACACCCCGUCUCCAUCGAGAUCGCCCGUGGGUCAUUCUGUCGGGCACAACUUCAAUAUGUACUCCCAGAAUGGCUAUCAGACACAGCACAGUCUCAUGAAUGGAGCACAAGGCCAUCAGCGUUACGGAAAUCUUCACCUGCCAAAAUACCAGCCACCCCAUCAUGGCCAUCACAGCGUCGCCCAACACCACGGUCAGCACCAUCAUGCCGGGCAAUUAGGACAUCAGCACAAUCUUUCCGGCGGUUUUCAAUCCGGAACCCCUCAUUUACCCACCUACGCUCACGAGCAUCUCUCCAACGGAAAUGGUAAUGGACUGCCGCACGACGAUGCGGACGAGCCAGACAAUGAAUAUUGGAGGGAACAAAAGCAGUUUUGGGAAGAAAGCAAAGAUCUCAACGGCCCAAAUCAGCGAGCGCGCACGGUGGCGCAUCACUCCAAGGGUGUCAACUACGUCCCGUUAGGGGCCGCUGCGGAAGAUCUUCAGACAGAUAACAAUCGGACAACCACAUCAAAUGGACAGUCCUCUAGCAGGCAAACCUGGGAUGAGCUGGAUCUGGGUGGCCAGGGUCUCUGUGCGCUUUCGCCUGUGCUAUUCAAUCCGUCCUACCAUUUCUUGAAACGCCUCGACCUUGUAUAUAAUCAACUAGAAGCCCUGCCCCCGGAGAUUGGACAAUUAAAGAACCUCGAGCAUCUGGAUGUCUCUUUUAAUCAACUGACAGAAUUGCCAGAAGAGAUUGGCAUGCUUACGAACCUCAAGCAGCUUCUCCUCUUCAAUAACCACAUUCAAACCCUGUGUUACGAACUCGGCUUUUUGUACAAAUUGGAGGUGCUCGGUAUCUAUGGAAAUCCACUGGAGCAAGGGCAACGCGACAAGAUUACCGAGGGGGGUACGAGGAAACUGAUUGAAUAUCUCCGUGAAAGCAUGCCAGAACCUCCGCCUCCCCGAGAAAGAGAAUGGCACCAAAUCGAGGAAAUCGAGGAGAAUGACCCAACGCAGGACACAAUCAAGGCACUGAAUUACAACAUUCUGUGCGACCGCUACGCAACGCAGCAGCAGUAUGGCUACGUUCCUGAGCGCGUCCUUACUUGGGGCUUUCGCAAGACUCUGAUCCUUGAGGAGAUUCGGGAAAUGAACGCCGACAUCGUUUGCCUUCAGGAACUGGACCGGAACAGCUACGAUGAUUACUUCCGUGGUGAACUUUCCAUAUCGGGCUACAAAGGAUACUAUGCACAGAAAAGCCGUGCUGAAACGCUGGGUGACGCUGCUAGAUUUGUCGACGGAUGCGGUACCUUCUGGAAAGAUAAGAAAUAUGUGGUGCUGGACACUCAACAUCUUGUCCUCGGAAGAAAGGCAGUAGAGCGACCUGGCGCUAAAGCAUCGGCAGACAUGCUCAACCGGGUCUGGCAGAGAGAUGACAUUGCGACAGUUGUGUUCUUGGAGAAUCGUGUCACCGGUUCUCGCGUGGUUGUCGUUAAUGCUCACAUCUACUGGGAUCCUGCGUACAAAGACGUGAAACUGAUCCAGGCGGCUGUCCUCAUGGAGGAGUUGUCAAAGCUCACUGACAAGUACGCCAAGUUUCCGCCGGCGACGAACAAGCAGGCCUUCCGCUUCUCUGAUUCAGAGGAUGAGCCGCUACCGGACCCUGGGCCGUCAUUGUCAUAUACGUCGGGUCCCCAGAUCCCGAUGAUUAUCUGCGGAGACUUCAACUCGGGAGCUGGAUCCGCAGUCUACGAUCUAUUCACAAAGAAAGGUCUGAAUGCCGAUCACGCCGAUCUUGAUGGCCGCGAUUAUGGUGCCUUCUCCCGCGCGGGUAUGUCGCACAACUUUACGCUCAAGUCUUCUUAUGCCGCCAUUGAUGGGGAAAUGCCAUUCACGAAUUACACGCCAAACUUUGUCGACGUCUUAGACUACAUCUGGUACUCGAGCAACUCUCUGCGAGUGGUUGGGUUGCUUGGAGCCAUCGACCCCGAAUAUCUGAAACGAGUGCCCGGAUUUCCGAAUUUUCACUUCCCGAGUGAUCACAUUGCAAUUGUGGCCCAAUUCAAGGUUGAGAAGCAGCGCAACGCGCAGAAAGCUGUGGAAGCCGACUUUGGACCCUCGUCGAAGAAGUAG